UCUUUGUGCCUUUGCGGGAAGCGGUGGGAGGGGCCCCCCACCCUACCCCACCCCAGGCCCGCUCCUCGGCCCGAAGAUGCUGCCCCUGAAGAAGUACUUCACCGAGGGGCUAAUCCAGUUCACCAUCCUGCUGAGCCUGAUGGGCGUGCGGCUGGACGUCGACUCGUACCUGAACGCGCAGCUGCCCCCGCUGCGGGAGAUCAUCCUGGGCCAGAGCUCGGCCUACACCCAGACCCAGUUCCACAACUGGCGCAACAGCCUGGGCGGCUACGACCUUCACCCCAAGAGCGUGGACUUGGACUACUACUUCACGGCGCGCCGGCUGCUGCUCAACGACGUCCGCGGCCUCGACCGGCUGCUGGUGCCCAGCACCGAGCUCAGUGCCUGGCUGGUCCACGGCGGCCGGGAGGCCGACAGCUCGGUGGCGGCCUCGCAGCCCGCCCUGCCCUUGGACAACCCGGGCAGCGUGAGUGAGGCGGCGGUGGCCGAGAGCAGCGGCAGGGACAAUGGCUCGCCCGCCGAGCAGCUGGAGGAGCCCCUGGGGGCUGUUGGAUUGCCCAUCAGCAGCGAGCUGACCAAGGAGGACAUUGAUCUGAUCGAUGUCCUAUGGAGACAGGACAUCGAUCUGGGCGCUGGGAGAGAGGUGUUCGACUACAGCUACAGGCAGAAGGAGAGCGAGCACGGGGAGGAAGAGGAGAGGAAGAGGAGUGACGAAGAGAGCGGAAACGGGAGGGACGGUUUGCUGCAGAGCGCCGUGGCGGUGGACGGGGAGACCGGAGAACGCCUUCCUGUUCAGGUGCCGGACGUGGUGGAGCAGGUGUCUUCCUUUGAGGAAUGCCUGAGACUACUGGAGGAGACGUUCCCUUUCGCCGCCGAUUCUCAGUUUCCAGCUGCCGUGUCCUCGGAGCUGAAUGAAGCUUUAGAUAGUGCUCUGUCCAGUACCAGUGAGAGCCCGGCCACAUCCUCACAGACCACCCUCCUGUCUCCUCUGCGGCCGUCGGAGACUCCCUUAGACCUGGAGCAGCAGUGGCAGGACCUCAUGUCCCUGAUGGAACUCCAGGAUAUGGAAGUGGCCAACAGAGGGGCUUCAUUCAGCGACGAUGCCGGUGGAGGGAUUUCUGACUUGUCCGUCGGCUACGACCAGCCGCCGGCCACCGCCAUCAAUCACGACGUGAGCCUUCACGACGCCACCUUGCCCUCGUGCGGCCAGGACUUCCAGCCCUUCUUCAACCCCAACCUGGAGAACCCUUCCACGGGCGACGGCCCGGCCCCCGGCCUGCGGCGGCUGGCCUCCACCAACUCCACCAGCUUCGACGCUGCCUUCGGCUGCACCAACUUCACCGGGCUGCUGUUCCCGCAGGCCGCCAAUGGCACCGGCAACGAGACGGGCCCCUCGGCGAUGCCCGACUCGCUAUCCAGCCUGCUGGACGAGGCCAUGCUGGACGAGAUCAGCCUCAUGGACCUGGCCAUGGAGGAAGGCUUCGGCCCGAUGGCCUCUCAGAUCGAAGAAGAGCUUGACUCCGACUCCGGCCUCUCCCUCGACUCGAGCCAGAGCCCGGCGUCCCCCAGCAGCUCGGAGUCGUCCUCCUCGUCCUCCUCCUCCUCCUCCUCCAGCUCCGCCUCCUCCCUGUCCUUCUCCGAGGAAGGGGCGGUGGGGUACAGCACUGACUCGGAGGCUGCAGACUCGGAAGAGGGGGAAGGCGCGGUCGGUGGCUACCGGCCCGAGUUCAGCAAGUUCUGUCGGAUGAGCUACCAGAAUCCGAGCUUCUUCCACUCCCUGCCGCACCUGGACCCGGUCAACCACAACCACACUUACAACCUGCCCCCCAGAGCCUCCGUCUCCGGGCACCGGCCGCACCCCAGCCCGGGGAAGAAAGCGGCCCUGAAGGAGGGUCACCCGAGCCGCAUCGACCUGCACCUGGGCCGCGACGAGCGCCGGGCUCGCGUGCUGAAGAUCCCCUUCUCCAACGACAAGAUCAUCAACCUGCCGGUCGACGAGUUCAACGAGCUGCUCUCCAAGUACCAGCUGACGGAGGCGCAGCUCACUCUGAUCCGGGACAUCCGCCGCCGCGGCAAGAACAAGCUGGCGGCCCAGAACUGCCGGAAGCGGAAGCUGGACACCAUCCUGAACCUGGACCAGGACGUGGAACACCUGAAGAGGCAGCGGGCCCGGCUGCUGAAGGAGAACGGGGAGUUCGCCCGGUCGCUGAGGCAGGUGAAGCAGAAGCUGCAGGAGCUCUACCACGAGGUCUUCGCCCGCCUCCGCGACGAGGAGGGCCGGCCCUACUCCCCCAGCCAGUACUCCCUGCAGUACGGCAGCGACGGGAGCAUGCUGGUCAUGCCCAGGGCUCUGACCGCUCAGCAGGGGAAGCCGGAGAAAAAGAACGGCAAGAAGAAGUGAGGCGGGCGGCCGUCUCCGCUCGGACUGAACUUGGUGGUGGGGUCGGGGGGCGGGGGGAGAGAGAUUGAGCUGGGGAGGGAGACAAAAGCUCGCUGAAAGGCAGUAUUGCUUGCUUUUAAAAACACACACACACACACACACACACACACACACACACACACACAGCAAUUUGCACCUUUUUUGUUUUGGAAAAAAAACCCUAGCAACUGCAGGACAGUUAAAGAUGGUUAAAAAAUAGUCCCCAGAAGGGUUGGUGAUAAAGCUUUAUAUAUGUGUUGAAUUGAUGGUUUGCGUUGGCCCACGGCUAAGAGUGUUCACAUAGCCUAACCUGUCCCUAGAUUGAGCAGCGUGUGUGUGUGUGUGUGUGUGUGUGUGUGUGUGUGUGUGUGUGGGCGUGUGGUGGUUUGGGGAGGUGGGAGAUUGUGGUUACAGCUUACCGGGGGGCGGGGGGGUCGCGGCGGUGCAGAUUUCCUUGUUAUUUGGUAAUAUUGAAGUCGUGCAGGACAGGAAGAGCUCGAAUACACAAAUACGAGCCACCUGCACCGUACACAGCCCCUACCUGACUAGUUCCCCCUCGUAGACAAGUAACAUUUAUCCUUUAUCGCGGCCAGGCCGCCGAGCGGAACGGGCGCGCGGGGAAAGGGGUGGGGUGGGUCGCGUCGGAAUUCCGGGCCCCCCUCCCCCCGUGGAACGCGCCGGUUUUCCGCCGGGCGCUCCACUUUCCCCUCCCUCGGUACCAAAGGUGACCCGGUUAGUAGGUUGGUCGGCCACCGUGAGCUGUCCCCGCAAUCAGGUUAGGGUGGGUCGUUGCUGGGCGCGGGUAAAUAGCUGCGCCCGGGGUCAGGGUUCCUGGCGGAGGUCGGCAAGGUACGGGCUGUACCGCAGGCCUGACUGUACAGUCCCCUCUGAGCCCGGUCCAGCCGGAGAACGCUGGUGACCUUCGGCUGGUCGGAGGGCGAAUGAUUCCGGUGCACCUAACCUCUGUGUUGGAUUUCCCUUGUCUGGGUGAGCGGUGCGUGGUGGGGAAGGGGACUUGCGACUGAAUUGCCCGGUUCUAUUUACUUAGCUCGGCGGUCGGCUCCUGUGAUUCGGUUUUACUUCCCAUUGUGCGUGCGCCCGGUCGCGCGUCAGUGCGAGAGUCUGACCAGCCGAUCGCCUGGCACGAGAGCAAGUGGACGUGGUCAAGAGGUUCGGCUGUAGUUCGGGCCGGCCGAUCAGAGACAGGGUGAUCGAAGUGGCUCCGACCGCGGAACGAUUGUUGGUGCCAGACGGGGUGGUCCGAGUAUCCCAGACGCUGCUGGGAUUUUGGAGUUUGUCGAGACUAGAGUUUGUGGAGAAUAGGGCAGAACAUGAAGGCACCCAGCGAGCGGCCGUUCUGUGGGAGAAGUGGCCUUGUUGAUGAGAGAAGUCGGAGGAGAAUGGCCAGACUCUGGGUUUAAGCUGACAGGAAGGCGACAGUGACUCAGGUCACCGCGAACUACAAGGGCGGGGUGUGUGUAGAAGCAUCUCUAACCUUGAA
Molecule: messenger RNA, 3920 nt
Organism: Mobula hypostoma (lesser devil ray)
Lineage: Eukaryota; Metazoa; Chordata; Chondrichthyes; Myliobatiformes; Myliobatidae
Gene: nfe2l1b
Product: nfe2 like bZIP transcription factor 1b
Exons: 5
Coding region: 77-2401 (774 amino acids)
Biological process (GO): regulation of transcription by RNA polymerase II
Cellular component (GO): nucleus
Molecular function (GO): RNA polymerase II cis-regulatory region sequence-specific DNA binding; DNA-binding transcription factor activity, RNA polymerase II-specific
Source: RefSeq, a predicted model, not a curated record